AUGACACUGUGGUAUACAAGAGCAGCUGCGAAAGGAGCUUUAGUGAGUGGACAAUUGUGGCAGCCGUAUGGUUUAUUGAGGAUGACGAGUAAGUGUAUGAGCAGCAAUUGUGAUGAAUUGGACGCCAUUUUCAAACAGAAGCGAACUCUCCGUACUCAGGUCAGAAAAACUCUCAAGGCCAUCGACCCCUCCCUCAGAUCUCAACAAGACAACGCUAUUCAGGACUUAAUUUUGGGAGCUCCGUGGUUCAAAUCAAGUCUUAGGUUAUGCGCAUACAUAAGUUGCAGUUCUUUACGGGAAGUCGAUACUUUCAAACUCUUGUCACACAUUUUGCAACCUCACCCCAAUGGUGGUAAAAAACUAUAUGUACCGCGUGUUGAAGAUAAAAACAGUCACAUGCGUAUGCUUAACAUAUCGCAUAUUGGUGACCUUGUUGCAAACUCAAUGGACAUCUUAGAACCGGCUCCACUUGAUGCUGUUGGAAAUGCACGUGAAGAUGUUUUGCAGGCGAAUGACCCAGUUGAUAUUUUGCUCUUACCUGGAUUGGCAUUUGACAGAUCUGGAAGACGUUUAGGCCGUGGUGGAGGUUAUUAUGAUACCUUCCUGAAAAAUUACAAGGAGCUUGCAGAGACACGCAAUUGGAAGCAGCCCUUGCUUGUUGCACUUUCAUAUUCUCAACAAAUACUAGAUGAUGGAGUAAUACCAGUUACUUCAACUGAUAUUCCAGUUGAUGCUCUUGUAUCUCCAGAAGGUGUAAUUCCCAUCAGUUCAGCUGCCUUCAACAGAAUGGAUCUCUGA
Molecule: messenger RNA, 798 nt
Organism: Vicia faba (fava bean)
Lineage: Eukaryota; Viridiplantae; Streptophyta; Magnoliopsida; Fabales; Fabaceae
Source: the annotation of a GenBank genome assembly